Molecule: messenger RNA, 3903 nt
Organism: Penicillium daleae
Lineage: Eukaryota; Fungi; Ascomycota; Eurotiomycetes; Eurotiales; Aspergillaceae
Exons: 2
Coding region: 1-3903 (1300 amino acids)
Source: RefSeq, a predicted model, not a curated record
AUGGCGCCAGCCCCGUCUCGCAUCUUUCCCGAGGAGGGAGAUGCCUUCAUCAACAAAGAGCCUCACUGGACCAACCGCUUGCCAACUGAAUUCAAACAAGCAUUUGGUUUGUGCCCUCCACCUCCGGCACCACCCCCUGGAUUUUGGCCUCAUCCUUCUCGCCGUCUCGUUCGCUCACCUUGGCUUUCAAAUCUUUCAUCACAACCCUCCCCCAGACUUCCAACCCGUCAACAGCAGCUUCCAACCCGUCAACAACACCUUUUAAUCCAUCAAACUCCUCCUCGAUUUCAAGGUUCUCUACACGGUCACGGCCAGCUACAAGGUCAAAAUCGUUCUCACAAUCCUUUUUUCCGUCACUCUGGUCAGCCAGAGUCUCAGCUUCAACCCAUUCCCCAGACCCAACGUCCUCCUCAGUUCACUCAGCGUCCCUCCAACAGCCCACCUCCACCGUACUCCAGCCCUCCUCCAGAAGUGGCUGAUCAGCUGUAUCAGUUGACUCAGAGUACUGUGAAUCACAUCGAGGACGUCUACGGUGUGAAUCUGAAUCGUGAACAAGCUCCUCUGUCAGUAGCUGAAGAAGAAGACCCCUUCGCUCUCUUCGACAAGGAGAUUGAUUCGCUCCUGGGACCGCCAGUCGACUCUGACACCGAAGACGCCGAAGAAGUCGAUACACUUUUUUCGGACUUCCUCGACUCUAACGCCAAGGGGCCAUUUGAAGCUUUUGCCGACUCCCCCACCACCCGCGCGCACGGCCCUACUUCCUCUGCUCCAUCUUCUUUCGUCGCGGUCAGACACUCCGACGCGGACGAACCCUCAGUCGAACCCAACAAGAAGGGUCGACUCCGCCGUGUCAAGAACAAGCACGGCCGCAAGAGACAGUACGAGCAGAAGAAGAAGAAGAUGGCUCUGCGCAUCUCCAACCGUUCCGAGCCCACCAAGGGCUCCACCGGCAAUGCUACCCCAACCAGCAUUGCCGACACCAUCAUCGCGUCGGACGUCGACAUUGUCCGUUCGCCCUCUCCUUCUCCCUCCCGCUUGCCCCUGCCUACUGAGGCCAUGAAUCUUCUUUCUGCGGCGCCGGCCAUCCCCGAGGCCCCGCCAAAGAAGAAGAGAAAGAACAAGGGGAAGAAGAAGAAGAAGGGGGAGCGACAGGCCGGCCAGGCCGGCGGCAACAACUUGGGGGUAUCUUCGGAUAUCCAGCUCACGGGUCCGGCUUCUCCUGCCCAGGAGUCGGGCGUCUCUCCCGUGGUGGCCACCUCUGAGGUGGAGAAUCAGACCGGUGGUCGCACUGGUCAAGAUGGUUCCUCCAAAACCUCGGAGGUCUUCACCGUCGUUGACGGUGAGGAAGCCACGGCUGAGUCGUUCGCUCCGAAACAGGAGUAUGUCGGUCCGUGCAUCGUUGACACGGAGGCGUGGCGCCAGCGUAUGCUGGCACGUCAAGCUGCCGAGGAAGCCGAGGCGGAGAGAGAGGUCGCCUUCCUCGCUGCCAACCCUCCCGUUGGCGAUCUUUUCUCUCACUCAGUUUAUCAGAGUGAGGAUAGCUGGGCUCAGUGGCCGAUGCCAGGUCAAUCGGUGCCAGCUCAGUACUCGCACGACGGUGGCCACCAGACUGGGUACGCUCAACCCCGGUCUGGCGUCGUUGAGAGCGCUUCUGGAGCUGAGCCGAUGUGUGGGUUCCACCCAGCCUGCUGCCAUCACCACGGCAGUCCCCGUCGCAGCUGCUGCUGCAUUCAUUUCCCAGCAGAUUGCUGGUUUGCCCCCGUGCCGCCCCGACCUGCCGACAACCAGGAGCUUGUGCCUGCGGUGGCUUCGCUUUUUGAAGCAAGCCGAAUGUCGAGCCCCAAGUCCUCGAGCUUGGGUGAGCCCGUCAGUGAGCCCAUCGUUGAUUCGGUGGAUUCGAUGUUUGCUGUCAGUGGACAGUCGCCCCGGGUCUCGUCUGCCUCUGCCCAGGCAAUGAACGAGCCCGCUGCCGUCCCUUCUGCGGCAAACACCGACACAAACCUGGAUGUUCCUCCCGCCAUCCAGGAGACAACCCCGGCCAACAACUCAAAGAAGAUGAGUUUGCACCAGGCUCACCUCGGCGAGGUCUUUACUCCGGAGGACUUGAAGUCCCCCAGUCUGUACUUUGACGCCAAGUCAAAGAACCUGAGCUCCUCCGUUCUGGCCAGCAACGAGUCGAAGGAGGCUUCGCGUGACAACAGCCGCAAGCCGUCGACUGCCGCCAGCAACGGCCCCGAGGAGGCAGGUGCGCCAGAGGCAGACUCCGGAGAGACUCGCAACCAGGGUUGCCAGACCACGCCUGCCGACAGCCGUCACAACCCCUGCCAGACUGAAGCCCCUCGCCCUCUGGCUUUCCAGACUGAGCAUGUCCAGGCGCUGUUUGGCAACCCUAAGUUUGCCGACAUCCAGCUCCUGCUGAGCCCAGACCUGUCUCACCCUCCCAUUGUGUACAACCUUCACAAGGCCAUCAUCGCUGGAAGUCCUUUCCUUUACAACGUGAUGGUCACCAAGUGGCACUGGGAUGGGCAUGUGGAUCAUAUUCGUGCUUUCACUGGAGUCUCAUUCACGUGUUCGCACGCCUUCACCAUGGCCCUCCAAGUCCUGUACGGCCUCCCACUCGUCACCGAAGAGACCCUUCGCAAGUCCACUCUCCAAGGACUGGGCCUCCCCGACGACAAUGGUACAGGCACAUACUCCUUCUCCAUUGAGCGCGCCAUGGUUGAUUUCGCCCUUUGCUACGCUGCCGCCGGCGCCUUCCUCGCCCGCCGCGAGAUUACUGAGCGAGGUAUCGACAUGGCCAUCAGCCACCUGUCCUGGGAGACUGCCGAGUUUAUCCUCAGCUUUGGCAUGACUCCUCUCACCUACAUGGUGACCUGUCCUGAUGUGCCUUUCCCUCCUAUCAGCCCCGCCAAUUCGCGCGCGUCCUCUCUCUCCGGUGGCCACGGCAAUGGCACUCCAGUCGUAGAACUCGACCACUUCCACGACUUCCACUAUGUCCAGGCGGAACGGGCUCAGAAUGCCGCCCUGCGUUUCAUCACCAACGCAGUUACCUCAGACUGGGAGCUGUAUCGACGUGCUCAGGCCCGAUACACCCCACGCCGUAUCCCCACGGCUCUCCACACCCUCCCAGGCUCUCUCCUAUCAAACCCACGCCUGGAGGAAAUCCGAUUCGGCAGCAUGCCUUCCUUCGCCGACCUGCGCCCCAAGGACCCAGCAAUCCUCGUUCCCUCUGCCAUGUUGAUCACCCUCCCAUACCGGGUCUUCAUGGUUGCUCUUGAAAUCAUGAAAGCUCGCGGCAACCUAAGCCUCGAGCUGAUGGAAGAGGUCGUGGAAGAGCGCGAGUCACGCCGCCUGAAUGCGCUGCGUGUCUCACUUCGUGUCGGCCGCUGGCAGGUCUCUCCUGAGGCCUUUGCCGAGUUGGAAUAUCGGGAAUUCGUCAAGAUGGAACCGACUGACGAGACUGACGAGAAUGAUGAGCGUGUGCUUCGUGCAACUGUCGACCGGGUUUGGGUGGGAGAUGAUGUACCCAACAGCUCACUCCUGAGACCCCGUGGUCCUGCCGCGCCUGUUCCUAGCCCUGCACCGGCCUUCCCUAGUCCUGCGCCUCCACUUGGCCAUGGUCAGUCUCCAACUCUUGGCUCAGGCCAUCCUCCAAGUUUUGGCCAUGACCCUGCAGCGUCUUUCCCCGGCUCCGCUUCUCAAUUUGGCCCCUGUCCAUCCCCUACUUCUGGCCCAGGCCCUUCUCCAUAUUUUGACCCAGGUCAUUCUCCGAAUUUUGGCCCUGGCUUUGCCGGACCUUUCCCUGGUCCUGAGCAUUCAAUUCUUCGUGGCCAUUCUCCUCAUGCUGGACCUGGUCGUUCUCCCCCUUUCGGCCGUGACCCUUCCAUGAGCAAUGCCGCCUGA